GCGCGGCGAGAAGACUCAGUAAGGCAUAUUCGGAGCCAAGUGGAGGUUAUCUGUAAGCGAAAAAAGUUGAGCGACUGUUAUUUUUACCCCUUGUUGAAUCGAUAUUUGACUUUGUAACAGCAUCGAGAAAUACUAUUAUAUGCACGAUUUCUUUUUCAAGAAUGGAUGAGAAGAGAAACUGGAGAAAAGGAAAGAAGAAUCAUCUUUAUAUUUCUGCAACAAGAAAGAAAAAUAAAGCUACUCAUCUCAAAGCAUACUGGAGUCAAAGGAAAAAAACUAUACCUAAACAAAACAAUGUCAAUGAAGAAUUGGAAAACCAGAGCCUAUCAAGAAUUCACUGCAGCCAUCAAGCACUGAUUGAAAACGAAAUAACUUCCGGAGUGCAUGAAGAAAGCUAUCCGGCAAAGAAAAAAAUUAAACUUGAUAGCUGCAUUUAUCAAGUUCCGGAAGGCAGAGACUCACGAAGUCACCUUGGCAGCCAGGGAGUAAAUAAGGCACAAGAAAUUUCUUCAAGAGAAAAUGACACUUCAGAUGAAGAGAAUAACUACUCUGUAGCCAAUGUCCUGCACAAUGAAGAUGGACAGUGUAUCUCUACAGCCGUGUCUUACACAGAAAUGCAACCGCCUCUGAAACUAUUUGAGAUGGAAGCAGGAUGUUCUUUCUGGUCAACCACCGAAGGAGCCAUUGACAUUCCAUACGAGCUGGUAGACAGGAAUGAGCCAACUGUAGACAGUAGAUGUAUCAACAAUUCAGAGACAAGCAAUCAGGUUAGCUGAAUGACAAUGAUAUUGCUUUUAAUUAUAUUGACCUGUUAAAAAAUUUACAGUUAAGUUAUAAUUUAACUUUACAAAUAGGCUAUACUUAAAUUGAAAAAUUACACUACUCAAACUACAUAAAUAUUUUUUUAUCUGAAAUUUCACUAAAAACAGGGCUAAUAAAUGAAGACAGUAAAAAAUCUUAUCCCCAUUUAGUGACAAUAGACAGUAUAUUUUUUUUUACCUUACUUAAUAGUGAUACACCAUACCCAGUUAAAACACAAACAGCAUUCUUAAGAACACUGACUUAAGCACUAAAAAUGUUUAUAUUGUAGCAAGACUUUUCAAAGUAUGCAUCAUACAUUGGACAAAAAACUAUUAAAAAUACUACAGCUACUAUUUACUGCUUUUACUGCUAUCAAUACUCCUUUUUUAUUCGUAACUUGGGAAACAAUAAUAUAUACAUAUUUUAUGCACAUAGAAAUAUAACAUGAUUUUUAGUUACAUUAAUAGAUAUAAGUUAUUCAAAAAUAAUGUAUUUAUGGAUGAUUUCAGCCGAACAGUUUAUUCAUUACUCCAAGAAAAUAUCAACAUUUGGAUGAAUAUAUUGAACAUGUAAAGGAAGACAACGGUUUGAUACUCCAAAAGCAGCAAACAUCCACAUCCUCACCAAGUAGCUGUUCUCAGGGUGAAAGAGUGUUUUCAAAUGACGAAGAGAAAACUGAAGAAGUGUUGUACGGUGUCAGAUUUGUAGAUAUGUCGUACUUCUUACGAAAACUCACGGAAGCAAGUCAGCAUAAUAAAUCGUUUGGGUGUACUCUUGCAAAUAUGUGUGUAAAAAAAGAAAUUCGAAAAGGAUUUUCAUCUAUUAUAGUAUUUUUUUGUAAUAUGUGCAACAUGACUGUCGGUGUUCCUACGCAUAAUAUGGAAGAUAAUUCAGUUAUGGAUAUGAAUUCAAGGGCUGUUGCUGGAGUUAUGGGCAUUGGGGCAGGGUAUUCUCAAUUACAAGAAUUAUGUGCAGCAGUAGGCGUGCCUUGCAUGGCGCCAGCAACUUAUUCCAAACAUCACGAUGUUAUCUGUAAUGGCUGGGAAAAAGCAGCUUCAGAAAAAAUGGAAGAGGCUGCACGCGAAGAAGCUGAAUUAGCGAGAGCCAAUGAUGAAGUUGAUGAGAAUAACAUUCCCCUCAUUACUGUUGUUGUCGAUGGCAGUUGGUGCAAACGCUCCUACAAAUGUAAAUACGAUGCACUUUCUGGGGUAGCUGCGAUAGUGGGGUAUCGCACUAAGAAAGUUUUGUUCAUGGCAGUUGCAAACAAAUACUGCUAUGUUUGCGCUCGAGCGAAAAAUAACGAAUCUAUCCCUUCACAUGAUUGCUAUAAAAAUCAUGAAGGUAGCUCAAGUAGCAUGGAAGCAAAAAUAAUAGUAGAAGGAUUCAAAAAGAGUGUAACUAUGUACAACAUAAAGUAUGCCAAAAUUAUAGCCGAUGGUGACAGCAGUGUAUACAAGAAAAUUCUGGAAGCUAGGCCAUAUGACAAUCUUACUGUUGAGAAGAUAGAAUGCAGGAAUCAU
Molecule: messenger RNA, 2321 nt
Organism: Bacillus rossius redtenbacheri
Lineage: Eukaryota; Metazoa; Arthropoda; Insecta; Phasmatodea; Bacillidae
Exons: 4
Coding region: 162-776 (204 amino acids)
Source: RefSeq, a predicted model, not a curated record